ACGCAAGUCAUGGCCGUUAACUGCUAUCCACCGUGUCCGGGUCCUGAGAAGGCGCUAGGCCUGCCGCCGCAUUCAGACUAUAGUUGCAUCACCAUCCUUCUACAGAACUUGGCCGGUCUUAAGAUCUUUGAUCCAAUGGCUCAUGGUGGUGGCUCUGGCCGCUGGGUUGUUGUCCCCCAAGUCACAGGGGUACUUAAGGUCCAUAUUGGUGAUCAUGUGGAAGUGCUAAGCAAUGGAUUAUACAAGAGUGUAGUUCACAAAGUCACUUUGAAUGAAGAGAAUACGAGAAUCUCCCUCGCGAGCUUGCAUAGCUUGGAUAUGGACGAUAAGAUGAAUGUACCGUGCGAAUUGGUUAACGAUGAAAAUCCGGUACGGUAC
This is a messenger RNA of Camelina sativa (false flax), 378 nucleotides long. NCBI's taxonomy places the organism in Eukaryota, Viridiplantae, Streptophyta, Magnoliopsida, Brassicales, Brassicaceae. The record is from RefSeq and is a predicted model, not a curated record.